AUGACUGUUAUAAAACAUAAAAGUUACUUUUUAUUCAGCAAGGACCUAUAUCCUACAUCUGAAGCAAAACCACUUUCUGAGUGGUGUCCUGAAAUGACAUCGGAGAUCCUUCAAGAGAAGAUUGAUGCUAUUCAAACUAAUUUAACCAUCGACAGGAAAAACACAACCAAGCACAAGCGUACUCUGAUAAGCGCCCCAGAUGACAGGAUUUCUGCCAGGAAUGGUGAUCUGGUCUAUGCCAACUAUGGACGGAUAAAAGAUUUCCUGUAUCUCAUAAACAAUAAGUCCAUGGACCUGAAGGGCAAAACAAUUAUCGCAAGAUACGGCAAGAUCUACCGCGGUGACAAGGUGAAGAAUGCUCAGCGUUUUAAUGCCUCGGGGAUUAUCAUGUACACGGACCCCUCGGAUUUUAACAGUACCUACCCUGACUCCUGGUGGAUACCACCUUCCGGUCUCCAGAGGGGGCCGGUGGGGCCGGACGGAGACCAACUGACGCCGCUCUAUCCCGCAACUGACUACGCUUACAGAGUGGAACAGUCAGAUAUUGAAAACUUUAGAAUUCCAGCACAACCUAUAAGUUAUGGAGAUGCCCUUCCAAUAUUGAGGUACGUUCCAUUAAACUUUUAUAGUUAUUCCCAGAACAGGAUUUGGCAGUGUACUCGACCUGACCGCACCAUUGUGUUCUGUGCCUGGGGGGCGGAGGAACAUGGUUUAAUAGGAUCAAAUGAGUGGGUUGAGGAGUACAUGAAAGUGCUAUAUGAGCGAGCCGUUGCUUAUCUGAACGUUGACUACGCAGUAGAUUACAACUAUGUCUUGACUGCCGGAACCAGUCCACUUCUGCAGGAUUCUCUAUAUGAAGCUACUAAAAUGGUUCCUAAUCCAGACACUAGUAGUCGUGAUAAAACAGUGUAUGAUGCCUGGAAAACAAGAGACGGCUCAGAUGAUGUAGAACCAAGUGUAUAUUAUUCUCUGGGUUCUGGUAGUGACAUGGCUACAUUUUAUCAAAGAGCAGGAGUGCCAUGCAUAGACAUGUGGUUUACAUAUGAUUCGAAAAAAUGGGACAUCCUUUCUUAUCCAGUAUACCACUCUGCAUAUGAAACAGUUUAUUUGUAUGAGAAGUUUGUUGAUCCAAAUUACGCAUACACAAAAUCAAUGGCUGAAUUAUGGGGCAUCCUUGCAUGGAACAUUGCAAAUGAAAAAGUUUUAAAGUUUGACGUAAGAAGAUAUGCCUCAGCAAUAAGUACUUUUAUAACAAGUUUAAAGAAGGAUUUUGGUGUAAAGUGGUCGAAAGAAAACGUAAAUAUAGCCGCUCUGGAAUCCGCAGCGCAGAAUUUAACUUCUGAAGCCAACAGAUUCCAUCAGAAACUACAACAGAAAUUACAACAUCCACAUAAAAUAAGUGUUUUAGAGAGCAGGCAGAUUAAUGAUAAGUUGAUACAAUUUGAGAGAGCGUUCAUUGAUUGUGAGGGUCUUCCAGGCCGUCCAAUGUACAAGCACGUGAUGUUUGCACCCAGUAUGUACGAUUCCUAUUCAGACAAUAGUUUCCCAGGUAUUGUGGACACUAUGAAUGAAAUUGAAAACCGUAAUGCAACUGAAAAGUGGGGAAUAUUGAAACAACAAGUAUCUGUAGCCACCUUCACUAUACAAUCAGCAGCUAAUACAUUAACAGAAGUUGGACUUUGACAUUUAGUUUAAAUAAUUUAGAAUUAUUUUUUCA
Messenger RNA from Saccostrea cuccullata (small rock oyster), 1717 nucleotides. Its product is annotated as N-acetylated-alpha-linked acidic dipeptidase 2-like. The transcript has 15 exons. Bases 1 to 1683 code for a protein of 560 amino acids. The record is from RefSeq and is a predicted model, not a curated record. Gene Ontology annotation, molecular function: carboxypeptidase activity. Lineage: Eukaryota; Metazoa; Mollusca; Bivalvia; Ostreida; Ostreidae.